CGUGAGACGCUGCACGCAGCUCUUGGCAAGUGCCGGCUGCGAUACGAUGUAUGACAUAUGGUGGGAUUUCGUGUUCCUGCUCCUGCUGUGUUUAGUGCUUAUAUACUUCCUUCCUUCCUGCUGUAUUGUUUGAACGUCGUUCUUGCUUCUUGCUUUUUCUUCCUCUCUUUCCUCUUUUCUAUUUCCAAUAAAAUUGUGUUCGGAAUUAAAAGAGGAUUCGAAAAUGGUCUACAACCUCCAUUCCCCAUGGCGAAAGUCGGCUAUAAUGCCAAUAUGGAGUUUCCAACUCAUCCUGCUUUCCGUGGACCUCAUUAUUGCAGCUCUCCUCGUUUGCAUCACAAAUAACACGCCGGCUCAGACAGUGAGCAUUGGGGGAAAGAAUGUUACGAUUGAGGCUGGGACGCAGAGUUGGGAUGUGGCAAACCUCGUCCUAGCAGCCAUCGCCCUGCUUUUAACAUGCGCCGAGAUCGUCCUUUACGUCUAUAGUGACCUCUCACCAGCCAUCUUCCUGGGGUCGUCGGCGCUCAAGGCGGGGACUUGGACGGUGGUUUUGGUGCUGGAUAUUCUGGCUGUGAGCUCGAAUUGGGAGAAGGGGCAGUGGAAUAAUUAUAUUAUUUAUGUGGUGGUUGGCUUCGCUGGUGCUGUUUAUUUGAUAUUGAUUGUUGGGGUGAUCUAUGCAGUGGUCGUUUUCUUGAGACAGAGAGGGACGGUGGCAUCUAAUGUGGAGAAGUAUAUGAUGACGACUAGUGAUGCGAGUUUCAGGAAUGGGUAUUGAGGAGUUCGUGCUGGUAUAGAGCAGCAGAAACUCGCCGAUGAGGAAGACUCCUUACCCGAUUCAUCUCACCUCCGACAUGCAAAAGAAGCUCGAAAUUCAAGCAUGGCCGAACG
Molecule: messenger RNA, 888 nt
Organism: Mollisia scopiformis
Lineage: Eukaryota; Fungi; Ascomycota; Leotiomycetes; Helotiales; Mollisiaceae
Exons: 3
Coding region: 224-775 (183 amino acids)
Source: RefSeq, a predicted model, not a curated record